CCCGGAAGUGUCUCCAAGAGGCCGGUCCGACGGCUCCGGCGCCCGAGCGGGGGCGGUGGGCAGCUGGGGAGGCCUGGGCCGCCCUGUCUCCGGUAGUCGGCUUGUCCCGCCUUUCUUCCUACCGCUGCUGAAAGGUAGUGGCACAGUCUCCACUCACUGCAACCUCCAUCUCCCAGGUUCAAGCAGUUCUCCUGCCUCACCUUCGUAGUAGCUGAGAUUACAGGUCCAGUUAUCUUUUGACUGCCACAUAUGGACCCCAAAAGAUCUCCAAAGGAAACUGUCCUCAUUACAGGAGGAGGUGGCUAUUUUGGUUUUCGCCUGGGCUGUGCUCUGAACCAAAAGGGAGUCCAUGUGAUUCUGUUUGACAUCAACAGCCCUGCUCAAACCGUUCCAGAAGGAAUCAAGUUUAUACAAGGAGACAUCCGCCAUGUGUCUGAUGUAGAGAAAGCCUUCCAGGAUGCAGACGUCACUUGUGUGUUCCAUAUUGCCUCUUAUGGUAUGUCAGGGCGGGAGCAACUCAGUCGAAACCCAAUCGAAGAAGUCAACAUCGGGGGCACAGAUAACAUCCUCCAGGCUUGCCAAAGGAGAAUGGUGCCCAGGUUAGUUUACACCAGCACUUUCAAUGUCAUCUUCGGAGGUCAAGUUAUCAGAAAUGGGGAUGAAUCUCUGCCCUACCUGCCUCUUCACCUCCACCCUGAUCACUACUCUCGGACCAAAUCUAUUGCAGAGAAGAAGGUGCUGGAGGCAAAUGGUACACCCCUGAACGGAGGUGGUGAUGUCUUAAGAACCUGUGCUCUGAGGCCAGCUGGCAUCUAUGGGCCUGGAGAACAAAGACACCUUCCCAGAAUAGUCAGCUACAUCGAGAAGGGUCUGUUCAAGUUUGUCUACGGGGACCCUGGGAGUCUGGUUGAGUUUGUCCACGUGGAUAACUUGGUGCAGGCUCACAUUCUGGCCUUGGAAGCCCUGAGAGCUGACAAGGGCCAUAUUGCCUCUGGACAGUCCUACUUCAUCUCAGAUGGCAGACCCGUGAACAACUUUGAGUUCUUCCGGCCUCUGGUUGAGGGCCUGGGCUACACGUUCCCAUCUACCCGCCUGCCAUUGACCUUGGUCUACUGCUUUGCUUUUCUAACAGAGAUGGUCCACUUCAUUCUGGGUCGACUCUACAACUUCCAGCCCUUCCUCACUCGCACUGAAGUUUACAAAACUGGUGUGACACAUUAUUUUAGCUUAGAGAAAGCCAAGAAAGAGCUAGGUUAUAAGGCUCAGCCAUUUGACCUCCAGGAAGUCGUGGAGUGGUUUAAAGCCCAUGGUCAUGGCAGAAGUUCUGGAAGUCGUGACUCGGACUGUUUUGUUUGGGAUGGGCUGUUGGUCUUCCUCCUGAUUAUAGCAACUCUCACUUGGCUGCUUUCUGUGAUUCUGUUGCUUUGAAGGAGGGGUCAGACAUAAGCUGAUCACAAUUGGCUGAGGUGGUUCUCAAGAAACAUGGGUUUUAAAAUGUGUACAGUGAUAUCUGGUGCCAAACAUUGGCUCUUCAAAUUGCCACUUAAGAACAGGUUCUUGGAUUGAAUCUUUAUGGCUUACUUCCUUGCACUAAUCCAGAUGGGAAUGAAAAAAAAGAAGGAAAGAUUAGUUUGAAAUUUGAUUUCUUAUGUCCUUCUGUUUUAGAUGGGUACAAGAGAGGUCAGUUGGGAGCCAUAGAAGUUGGGUUAGAAGAGUUUGUCUUGAAUUUCUCAGAGCAAGAUGUGCUUAUUUCCAUUUUAUGCACUCUGCAUCUACCUAAACCUCUGAGUGAUGUGGGAAUGGCACACUGCUUCCAAGUGUGUGAAAAACACCAAAUUGGCCCAGAUCCCUAGCAGAGCAGUCCUCCAAGGGGAUGGUGGCUGUUGCUGGGGAGCAUCCGCUAUUCACAGUGUAAGUUUUAGGUGUUAACACUUGCCCUUGGUGAUAUCAGGGCAUUAUGCCUUUGUGAACACAUGGUAAUGUUUCCUGUUUGGGCCUUUAUCCUACCUCAUGGGAUUCUUUUGAGGAUUAAUUAGACAAAGCAUACAAAGUGCUCCUCAACACACAAAGCCAUUCCUUUUAUCAGAAUUGUGAUGUUCUCUUUAGAGGGCUGUUGCUGCUGGACUUUCUGGAAUGUCUUUAGGUGUGCCCUCAGAGCCUGCAACAAGUAUUUUUGGACAUACUCUAUUUGUAAAGUUUUGGCCUCUGCGAAGGCCAAAAGGAAGCAGCUGAAAAUCUGAUGAUUAAAGGAGGCAAUCAUGCUGAUGCCAUUUUCAAUUUAAAAAUGAAGCAUAACUCUAAACUCAUAGAUGGGUUUUCUUACUGGGAAGAAGUUUGGCUCACUGAAGACAGCUUCCAGUGAGGAAAGUAUUGAACAAUGGCAGCACUGUCUGGCCACCCCGAACUGUUACAGACAUUCCAGUUACACUGUUGCAUAGAGACCCAAGUGGAAAGACAGAGUCCAUCUCCCUCCAGGGCUCCAGCUACAGGAAGGAUAGUAAGGAAGCAUUACAAGGGGGACACACAUUGCCGUGGAAAGUUCUGCUAGAGAGUGUCUGUAAAAUACAAAUAGAAUGUGCAAUCCCUGUUGAAUGCUGCCUGGAUGUUUUCAGAAAAGCUCUGAACUUGAUGUCAGGAGACCUACACCGUGAAUAUCAUGUGUGGCCUUACCAAGGAACAGAAGCCCCUUUGAACUCAGCCUCCUCACUUGGGAGCUGGGACCGACUGGAUUUGCCCUUUCUAUAGACCCACCCACCUCAUAGGGUUCACUGGGAGCAUAAAGCAAGAUGUGGUUUAAUAUAAAUUGCAACAUC
Molecule: messenger RNA, 2813 nt
Organism: Callithrix jacchus (white-tufted-ear marmoset)
Lineage: Eukaryota; Metazoa; Chordata; Mammalia; Primates; Cebidae
Gene: SDR42E1
Product: short chain dehydrogenase/reductase family 42E, member 1
Biological process (GO): steroid biosynthetic process
Molecular function (GO): oxidoreductase activity, acting on the CH-OH group of donors, NAD or NADP as acceptor
Source: RefSeq, a predicted model, not a curated record